CAAUGAGCUAGCCAAAAGCGGGUGUAGUUGUAGAUGGCUGCGUCCCAUUCCGUUGAUCAGAAACAUACUUGCAGAGUGUAAACAAAGACAGACUGAAAGCUAGUUAGCUAGAUUAGAUAUCUUGUUAGAUAAACAGAGUGAUAGAUAGAAACAGAUAUAUUUUUUAAAAGUAGGCUAAUACUUGGUUUUUAAUGGAUGGCGAGUAGAAUAAUCAAGCUAAAUGGAACGCCUCCCACUGUGUUACAAAAUCCUGACGUCAUUGCUCUCGUAAUUGCUUGUGUAAACUCGCAUGCGGCAGUUUCGUGUACAGCAGAAAUUACAGGUAACAUUUCAUUUAAUCUCAUUUUCCUUUCUCCCUCCAUAUCACCGUUUAUGAGGCGUUGUUUUACAAGGAACGCAUUUUCCUCUUUCCUUACCGAGUCACUCGCCGCAAUGUCUGACAAAAAGCGCAAAGCAACCUCUGCUGCUGCCGCCGAGUCCGGUGCCAAGCAACGAAAAGUGGCUUCUAGUCAGGUUGGCAAGGUGGAGAAAGAAGCAGGCUGGCUGAAGGACCUACUCCAACGACAAAGGUGCGAAAAGAAGGACGUGAAAGUCAACAAGAAACGCCUUCGCUUUAUCUCAGACGCACAACAGACGAAGCAGGACUCCGCAGGGGUGCUGUAUUGGAUGUUGAGAGACAUGAGAGUACAAGAUAACUGGGCAUUUAUCCACGCCCAGCGUCUUGCGGUGAAGAAAAAUCUACCUCUCCACGUCUGCUUUUGCUUGUUUGCGCCCAAAUCCGAGCUGUCCACUCUGAGACAUUACAGCUUCAUGCUGAAAGGUCUGGAAGAAGUCGAAAAGGAAUGCAAAGCUUUAGACAUCCAGUUCCAUUUGCUAAACGGUGCAGCAGGCCAAGCGCUGCCCGCCUUUGUGUCCGAGCGCGGAUUCGGGGCGGUGGUGACCGAUUUCUCACCCCUCAGGGAACCUCUCAAGUGGUUGGAUGAGGUGAAAAAGAGUCUUUCGGAGGAUGUUCCACUCAUUCAGGUUGAUGCCCAUAAUGUUGUUCCAUGCUGGGUAGCCUCUCCUAAACUUGAAUAUGCUGCCAGGACAAUCCGUGGGAAAAUUACCAAACUUUUACCUGAAUUUCUGACUGAUUUUCCCGCCGUUGAGAAGCAUCCUUACACGGCGGCAAAAAACGGCAAACCAGUGGACUGGGCAAAAACUUUGUCCUCCCUCUCGUUGGACAACAGCGUGGGGGAGACAGAGUGGGCUCGGCCAGGCACCGCGUCGGGAACGGCCAUGUUGGAAUCCUUUAUCGAUCGUCGACUCAAACUGUUUGCCACUCAACGUAACGACCCCAACGCUCCCGCACUCAGCCAACUCUCCCCUUGGAUCCGCUUUGGACACCUGUCCGCCCAGCGUGUGGUGCUGCAAGUCAAGCAGGACGGACGCCACGCCAGCGAGUCGGUGGCACCUUUCAUCGAAGAGUUGGUGGUGCGCCGAGAACUGACGGACAACUUUUGCUUUUACAACCCCAAAUAUGACAGCCUCGAAGGCGCUUACGAGUGGGCUCAAAAAACCUUGCGAGAUCACGCCAAAGACAAGAGGCCUUACCUGUACACACGAGAGCAACUGGAGAAAGCCCAGACGCACGACAAGCUGUGGAACGCCGCUCAGUAUCAAAUGGUCUGCGAGGGCAAGAUGCACGGCUUCCUGCGCAUGUACUGGGCCAAAAAGAUCCUGGAGUGGACAAGUUCACCAGAGGAGGCGCUCUCCAUCGCUCUGUACCUCAACGAUCGCUACGAGUUAGAUGGUCAGGACCCCAACGGAUUUGUGGGUUGCAUGUGGUCGAUUUGCGGCGUCCACGACCAAGGAUGGGCCGAAAGAGCGGUUUUCGGGAAGAUCCGCUACAUGAACUACAAAGGCUGCCAACGCAAGUUUGACGUGGCCAAGUUCGAGAAAAAAUACUGUCCCAAAACUCUUGGUUGAAGUGCGUCUUUUACUCCUUUGCAUUUUCUCUCCUUCUUACUGGGUGUUUUGUAUUUUGUCCAAAAUGUUGGUGCUAUUGUUUUCUACAAAUAUACAUUUAAGACUCAAUACAGUGGACUAGUGAGUAUUAUUUAGACCAGACAUGUCCAAAAUCCGGCCCGGGGGCCAAAUGCGGCCCCUGGUCAAAUUUCAUCCGGCCCCCAGCCUUUGUCAUAAAAUCAAUAACGUCUGGCCCGCACACAGACUUAAUAAAUGGGUCAGAAGUACUGCAACCAGCAUAUGAAGUAGCUUACACACGAAAUGCUGCCCCUCAUUUACCCACUAAAAGGCAGCAGCACUUUAACCCUUUAUUGCCAAAUGUAUCACAUUUGAUACACCUAAAAUUUCAUGAUUUUGAGACUAAUUUAGAAUUUUGACAUUUCUUUUUGAGAAAAAAAACGAUGGAUGCAAGUCAACACAUGCAUUUGCAGGUUCUAUGAGAGAGAAACAUUAUUUAGCAUGGGUUAUAGAUAUAAGAGCACUUAUGACUCAUUCAUUUUGACUUUUCUUUUUACAAAUUUGAAAAAAUGGUUUCAUUAGGACCUUAUUUUUCAAAUUUUGGGAUUCUCUGACAAUUGCUUCAUGUUGCAGGUAUUGAAGGGCUAAGCAACAUUACCCUAUGUGAUCCAUUACUUCAAUUUUCUAAAAUAGCGACAAUCACCAAAAAAAAAAAAAAAAAAAAAGUUGACUGUGAAGGCUGACGCUUCAAGGAUAGGUGGAAAUUUCCUCACUAAAAUAUGCAACAACUGUGUCUGCCUCAUUUGCAAAGAGACAUUCGCCUUUUUUAAAGAUUUCAAUGUUAGCCGAUAUUAGCAAACAAGACACGCUGACAUGUACGGCAAGAUUACAGGGAAGAUUCGCAGCGAGAAAUUGAAGCAACUUGAAGCUAGUUUAAUAUCACAGCAGCGGUAUUACGCAAGAGCCCGAGAGUCGAAAGAGAACGCCACAAAGGCUAGUUGUAAGAUUUCUGAAAUUAUUCAAUUUAAAAAAAUAAAAUAGCAAAUGUGACACACUGAAUGGCAUGCUAAAAUUUGCUUAAAUAUAUUGUUCUACGUAAAGGACGUCAGCCAAGGUCGGCCCCCCACAUUUUUACCGCACCAAAUCUGGCCCUCUUUGCAAAAAGUUUGGACACCCCUGAUUUAGACCAUCUGUCAUCAAAAUUUUAUCAUCAAAAGAAAUUUAUUUGUAUUCACCACAUCAGCAGCGUUGUUUUUGGCAGCCAGUUUUAUUUUGGUCUUACUCUUUUGGACAAAAAUACUUAUUUAGUCAUUUCAAAAUGUGUUUGUCUUCGUCUAGUUAUACAGAGUUUUAAAAAGUCCUCACUUUAGCUGUCUUAACCAGCUUGCAAAUUUACGGAGAAUCGCACUUUCAAGUGACAAAAGUGUUUUAAGUCAAACACGUUGUAGGCCAUUUUCAUACUUGUAUUCUUUUUUUCCAAAGGCCAACGUGGCAUGGUUCCUUUCCUACUAAUUAGCACGACACAAGACAUGAAAGCAUAAAUAUAUACAUAUUUUUUUUAAUGGGAAAAAAAAGAACAGCCUAGAGUGGGUUUCUAUACAGACUACAGUUAAUGUUUGUGAAAUGCUAUCCUUUGGCUUGAUUAAGCCAUGUCUGAUUAAUUAAGAUUUCACUGAAGUUGCUGCUAGAGAUGUGAUGCAACUUUCUUUCUACAGAGUUUGAAAAAAACAACACAAAAAGAGUCGUGUGUGUGUGUGUAUACACAGUGGGGCAAAUAAGUAUUUAGUCAACCACUAAUUGUGCAAGUUCUCCCACUUGAAAAUAUUAGAGAGGCCUGUAAUUGUUAACAUGGGUAAACCUCAACCAUGAGAGACAGAAUGUGGAAAAAAAAAAAACAGAAAAUCACAUUGUUUGAUUUUAAAGAAUUUAUUUGCAAAUCAUGGUGGAAAAUAAGUAUUUGGUCAAUACCAAAAGUUCAUCUCAAUACUUUGUUAUGUACCCUUUGUUGGCAAUAACGGAGGCCCAACGUUUUCUAUAACUCUUCACAAGCUUUUCACACACUGUUGCUGGUAUUUUGACCCAUUCCUCCAUGGAGAUCUCCUCGAGACCAGUGAUGUUUUGGGGCUGUUGUUGGGCAACACGGACUUUCGACUCCCUCCACAGAUUUUCUAUGGUGUUGAGAUCUGGACACUGGCUAGGCCACUCCAGGACCUUGAAAUGCUUCUUACGAAGCCACUCCUUUGUUGCCCUGGCUGUGUGUUUGGGAUCAUUGUCACGCUGAAAGACCCAGCCUCAUCUCUAAAAUAUGCCAUAUUUUUCUGUAAAUUAUUGUUGUAAUGGAAAGAUAAGACGGAUAUAUACAUUUAACAUACUGUACAUAAGUACUGUAUUUGUUUAUCAUAACAAUAAAUCCACAAGAUGGCAUUAACUUUAUUAACAAUAUUUCUGUGAAAGGGAUCCCCAGAUAGAAAGACUUGUAAUUCUUAAAGGAUAAAUGUGAGUUUGUAUAUUGUGACUAAAUAUUGCCAUCUAGUGUAUUUGUUGAGCUUUCAGUAAAUGAUACUGUAGCGACUUAACUGUUCUGCCCAAACGCAUGAUGGGAAGUGGUGCAACCAUGACUGCGUGUGGUGGCUGCAAAUGCUAUAUCUUCUCUGCGUUGGGUACACUACAGGGUGUUAAGAAAAAGAUCAACUCCUGGCAUUCUUCCCCACGUCGCUUCCCACAAUAUUUAUAGUUGCUGUGGGAGAGAUGACAAAGCUUUUGCCAAUUAAAAGCACGGCCCUAAUGAAUGCUUGUAUCUACUCCACUCUGCCUCUUAUCUCUGUAUAUAAGUAAAACGGCGCCAUUGUAGGCUGUUUGCGGCAAUGCGUGAAUGAGUCGUACCGCGAAUGCGUUAAUUGCGAUAUUUUCACGUGAUUAAUUUUAAAAAAUUAAUUAGCGCCUGUCAACGUGAUAAAUUUGACAGCCCUACAUUUAACAAAAUAAAUGCAUUCAUUUGGGAAGAAAUGCAUAAAUGAUGCUACAACAAUCUAACGAUAUACUGGCCAGUGGGGUGGCCAACCAGUUUAUAGGGGUGGCCGUGGCCACCCCCUGGUGGCGCCACUGGUCAGCGGUUUUCUGUGAAAAACAACUCCAUUUAUGGACAUGGUUGCAUUAGGGGAGAUGUAUACUGACUUCAGGGGGUAAGCCUAUAUUCCAAUAUUUUGGAUGACUACUUAAGAAAUAAUGUUUUGACGUAACUUGACUCGAGUCGAAUUUUUGGCUACUCUACCCACCUCUACUCUGAAGUCAGUUUUACUAUUCAGACGUUAAAUAGCGUGUCAGAUUAAAAAAAAAUAAAAACAUUUAUAUAGCUGUUAUGCAAAUGUUUGAAAAGGCUUAUAAAACUGCAGUAGUUUACGGCUUCUCUAUAAAUGCCCUCUUAGAAAAAAAAAACGCUCUUGAAAUGUCCUUUAAACUUAAACAGCAAUGAAGAAUUUUCACAUUAAAUAAAUAGUUUUGUUUUUAACUCAAUUGGCUGCCAUUGACGACAAUCUACACUUUAAUACAGUGGUAUGAAAAAGUAUCUGAACUUUUUGGAAUUUCUCACAUUUCUGCAUGAAAUCACCAUCAAAUGUGAUCUGAUCAAACCACCGAGGGGGGAAAAAUAAGUGAACCCUCUGUCUAAGGAGACUUAAAGAGCAGUUGAAACCCAUUUUUACCAACGAAUUUAAGUCAGGGUUGUGUCCAAUCACUGAUGAGUGCUUUAAAUCUGCCCUGUCCACUAUAAAACACACACCUGGUAAGAAUUGUCUUGAUGAGACGCACUGUCUGAUGUGCAUCCUGACUCGGUCAAAAGAGCUGUCUGAAGACCCGCAAUCAAGGAUUGUUGAUUUGUAUAAAGCUGGGAAAGGAAAGGAUACAAAAUCAUCUCUAAAAGUCUGGGUGUCCAUCAAUGGACGGUCAGAGAAGUUAUCUGCAAAUGGAGAGACCGUCCACUAAAGAUGACGCCAAGUGAGGUAAAAAAAAAAAGAACCCAAGAGUGUCUGCUAAAGACUUACAGAAAUCACUGGCACAGUACAAUAUCUCUGCGCAAGAAUUGUGUUCAUGAGAGGCCUCCACGGAGGAAGCCACUACCAUCUUAAAAAAAAAACCUUGUUGCUCGUUUAAUAUUCGCAAAAAGGUACUUGGACACUCCACUGACGUUUUGGCAAAAUAUUUUGCGGACUGAUGAAACCAAAGUUGAAUUGUUUGGGAGUAACACACAACGUCGUGUGGAGGAGAAAGGAACAGCUCACCAACAUCAACACCUCAUGCCCACCGUGAAGCAUGGUGGAGGGAGCACCAUGAUUUGGGGCUGUUGUACUGCCUCAGGGCCUGGACAACUUGCACUCAUUUUUGGAACAAUGAAUUCAAAAUUUCAUCAGGAUGUUUUGCAAGAAAUCCUGUGGCUGUCUGUCAGACAGUUGAAGCUAAAAAGACGAUAAAUGAUGCAACAAGACAAUGAUCCAAAACACAGACGUAAAUCAACUUCAGAAUGGUUUCAGAAGAACAAAUGACACGUUCACGUCCAGACUUGAACCGCAUUGAGAUGCUGUGGCAUGACCUAAAGACAGCAAUUCAUGCUAGACAUCCCAGGAAUCUGACUGAACUACAGCAGUUUUGUAGAGAGGAAUGGGCCAAGAUUAGUCCUGAUCGAUGUACCAGACUGAUCUGCAGUUACAGGAAGCGUAUGGUUGAAGUUAUUGCUGCCAAAAGGGGGCACAAAAUAUUAAAUGUGAUGGUUCACUUACGUAUUCCCCCCCCCCUCUCUCAUUGUUUGCAUACUAUCCUCAUUAAAAUAUGAAAAGCUAUAAAUGUUUGGGUGGUUUUAGUUAAAGCAGAAACUGUUUUUUCAUCUGUGUGAGUUUGACAAAGAUAGCCACCCUCCCCCUUCAAAUGGAUUGGACGUCUACUAGUGAUAAACUCACAGCAGAAGCUUGUUGUUCUGUUUAUUAGUUGUUUUGUACAAUAUCUUGAUUUCAUGACCAAUCAAUAAUUGCUGUAGCGCCUAAAAAGGAAAGAGCGAAUGAACAAGCACUCAUUUGCCCUCUCCCAGUCAGAAUGGAUUGGACGUCUCACGCUGUAAAUGGCGUGCCAAUGAGUAAAAACAGUCCCUUAAAAAGACAAGACAUUCAUAAACUAGUGAAAUAUGAACAAGCAAAAUUAUAUAGAACAAAAAGACCAACAUUGGCACUACAUCCGUCAUUUUUAAAAAUUCAAAUCAUGAGGAAACUAAGGCAUGGAAAAACAGUAAUUCCUAUUUAGCAUAUCAUGCUAAUGCUAGCUACAUUAUGAUGAAUCAAUGUUAACGUUUCUGUCAAUGUCAAAAUAAUUCAGCCGUCUCCAUUCAACGUAGUCUGCUUCAACAUGGCCGCCGGAGUCCAUUUGCUUUUUUCACGCGCUUUGUGGCUCAAGCUAGCGCGCAGACUCAUCUCCAAACCCGAGCUUAGCGACCAGCCGUCGCCGCUGCAACAGACGUGUCUGAACAUUUCUCGGAAGCGCGUGGACAUGAGGUUGUAGAGGACGGGGUUGACGGCGGCGCUCAGGUAGAAGAAGACGCCCGACACGAUGUGGACGUGCUCGAAGAUCUGCAGGUGGCUCUCCAGCGACGCGUCCAUCAGGCUCCACAUCAGACGGUCCGCAUGGAAGGGAGCCCAGCAGAGACCAAAAACCAUCACCAGCACACCUGGACGCGAGGAAGGGUCAAAUUUGAAGACAAUUUUCAAUGAAAGUAUUCGAGGGAAACACAUUUGGGGAUGACUAAAAUAUGACUAAAACGAAAAUGAUAAGGGCUGCCAAAAACAAAAGUGGUCUACAUACACAACAUUUUGGUGACUUGAAGGUUGCGUUUGUUGACUUUCCGCGCGUGGGCUUUGCUGAGGCUUUCUGGGCCAAAGCUGCACCGGACCUCCACCGUGGUGGUCAUGGUCUUCUCCCUGUGUAGCUGCAGUCCGAUAAGAAGGUAGAGGAUGCUGAUGAUCAGCAUGGGCAGGAUGAAGAAGACCAGCGUGGAAAUCAGGAUGAUUAGAUUGUACAUCCAUCUGGGCUUCACCAACUCUGUGGAGUAGAAUGGAACCAUGAGCCAGUGUUGAUAGUGUAUCCAUACCGCAUUUUUUGAAAAAAAAAAAAAAAACACUUUUCCCCUUUUAUUACUAAAUAACUGCAUACAGUACUCAUUCCAAAUACUGUAUUGGCCCGAAUAUAAGACAGCCCUGAUUAUAAGACGACCCCCUCUUUUUCAAGACUCAAGUUUGAAAAAAGACUUUUUGAGCACCAAAUAAUUUUUAAUACAAAAAAUGAUUAGAGUACAUCCGAAACAAAUGAUUAUGACAAUAUAUUUGAGAGAAAAAGCAUGUUAUUUUGCCUCAUUCAAAUCUUAAUAUCGGAACAUUUAAAUAUGUAAACUAAAGUGCAAUCACAUUCAUAAAUGAAUGGCUUCUGCUUUUUAAAAUGUAAAUAAACCAAUCUAUUGUGAUAAAAACUCAAAAUUGCAAUAACUGCAAUAACCAUCAAAGUGAGGUAACAGCUGAGAUCUGUCAUGACAGAACAUCGCUUCAAUGAUAUCUGGUGCCAUCUAGCGUCGUGAAUGGGUAUAAUGUCUAGACCGCGAAUAUAAGACGACCCCCACUUUUUCAGUCUUAUUUCAAUGCAUAAAACAACGUCUUAUAUUCGGGCCAAUACGGUACUCAGAUAUUUAUCGAGCCUAUCCAACCCCCUACCCUUUCCGAUAACUGACCCCAUCGUGUCCCAUAGAUAAGCACUUGACACUGGAAGUCGCGGGUUUUUUGGCUAUAAAGAAAGACCAAAAAGGCGUCAAAUGACCUCGAUACCAAACUGACUACUGGACUUUGUCAAACAAUUUUGCUUCUCAAGUCCUCAGACAGUUCUUUGGUCUUCUUUCUGUCCUUGGUUGAGUCAACUUUAAUCCAUUUUAGCUGGCUGCAAGUGUGAUUUAUUUAUUGCCACCACCUGUUAUGUGCCACAGGUAAGUAACAGGUGCUGUUUAUAACACAAAUUAGAGAAGCAUCACAUGAUUUUUCAGAGGGUGCCAAUACUUUCGUCCGGCCCAUUUUUGGAGUUUUGUGUAAAAUGAUCAUGAUUAAUUUUUUUUUCUCUUACUUCUCUUCUUACUUGCUACCGCUGUACUUAAUUGUGGUUUUACACGUUCUGCAUAUGAAAUACACGUUAGCGAAUUAGCUAAUUAGCUUAGCGCUCGGCGCUAAUUAUUAUAGGGUGACCAAACGUCCUCUUUUGCCCGGACACGUCCUACUUUCACGUAGUAUCCUUGUCGUCCAGGCGGGUUUUAUAAAUUCAUAAAAAUGUCCGGUUUUUAUGAUUUUUCACGGGACCAAUUUGAAGAGAAUCCCUCCGGCCGCUGGAUGGCAGCAGUUGACAUGGCUCCUACUAGAAGGGACUUGUUUUUGUUGGCAGUUUACCCCUAUCAUUACUCAUUACCGCCAUCUACUGGGUUGACGAUUUGCCCACAACGCUUGCCCAAUUGUUAAGUUUUUUACGAUAAAUAUGUAUAUAAUGGCAACUGUUGACUUAUGUCAGCGCUUUGACUGUAAAUUCCCGUUUGGUGUCGCAUCGUUGCGCUGCCGAUGAUUGUAAACAUUUAUAGCAAAGUUUGAUUUUUGCUUCAGCUAGCUAUCAGUAAGCUAAAACGCGCUAGGCAUUAUGGGAAACGUAGUUUUGAACUGCUACGUUUGGAAACAUGCUGGUGGAAUAGUUUGUCAGUUUAUUUCGGUUUUUGUUUGUGUGCAAUCUAGAACAUUGAAUACGUUUUGUGUAAAAUGAUCAUGAUUUUUUUUUUUUUUCAAUUUUUUUUUUUUUUUUUCAUCGCAAGCAAGAUAAAUGAAGACGUUACUACCAAAGCAUUUGUAAUUGCAAUCAUUUUCUAGAAGAAAUUGAGCAUUAUCUGACAGAAUUGCAGGGGUGACAAUGCUUUUGGCCAGCAGUGUACGACAAGAUCACUGAUUCGCUUAUCUCACUGUUGAUUAAAAAAGAAUUCUGCCUCACACAGAUCAUCCAAUCAUCAUGCAGAGAACCAGAGCGUUCGGGCCAGCUGUGCCCUGCCCGAUUGGGGGGAUAAACCCAGCCUUUAGCCAAUGUCUGAUCUUGUUUCGCUGCAGUGGAACAAUACACUCCCAAUUCUGGAGACGCAGCAGUGUCCCUACUGUUUAAAGCAGGGGUCUCCAAACUAUUCCGCAUAGAGCCAUGGUGGUUGCACAAUUUCAUUUCAACUAGGGUUGGGAAUCUCUGGCAUGAAGCCGAUUCGAUAUGUAUCUAGAUACACAGGUUACGAUUUGAUUAAAAAACGAUACAUUCUUACGGCCGAGCGAUUCAAUACGAUUCAAUCCAGUUUAAGAACGAUACGGUUCGAUACAGAGUGAAAACGAUACGAUAGUAAACAUUUGUUGUGUGUGUUCGUACAGUACUUUAAACAUAUUAAAAAAAGAUUAAAAAUUAAACAACAAAAUUUCCUAACAAUGUUAUGUUUUAUUUUUUUAUGAAAAAAAAAAAAAAAAAAGCUUACUAUAUGACCGUCAUUUUGUUGGAUGGGAUUGAUAAUAAAAUAAAACUCCAAUGACAGACAACAAUAAAGUGCAGUAAUUUAAUUAAUGUAUUUCCUGGCGUUUUGAACACAAUAGGUAAGUAAUUUAAGUGCAAACUUUCAAAGUAAACAUUUUACAAGCAAAAAAUAUUACUUAUAUGCAGCAGCUCUAGAUAAAAAAAAAAAAAAAAAAAAAAGAAUUAAACCUGCUAGUGUUAUCAUAAAUAAAUAAUAAAUUAUGCUUUACCACUCGUAUAACUGGGGGAAUAAAAACAUGGCAUUUUAGACGGACAGGUCUAUAAUCAUUACUUUAACCUUAUACACAACAAAGUCAUUCACUUAUGCCUGUGCUUCCACAUUUUUUUAUUCCUCAUGACUGCCUAUAUCUUUUUUGAAGGGCAGAUUUUUCUUAAGGAAGAUCAACUGAUCCACAUGAUGCGUUUCGUGGAAACAAUAUGCCGCCCUUUCCACCAUUGUAGUGGGAUAUUUUUCAGGGUUAAUAACUCACGAUGUCUGUACCGCUUCACACUAGCUCUGUCCCAUUCGAACAGAUCUGGCUGCUUUCGUCACUUCAAAGUCUGACUUUUGUUUUCCUCGGUGCGUUGAAAAUCAGUCGCUGCACGUCGCUGGCAUGGUGUGCAAACUGUCCAUUGUUUUAGCAUGUUGCUUCGUUGCCACUACUAGUUUCGUUUUAGACUGUGAAGAAAACGCUACGGAGCGUGCGGUACAGUGGUUUUGUUAGCUCUCGGAUUGUUAUGACACGCCCGUGACGAUCGGUUAAUGACGGCGACUACUCGCGGUUCUGUCGAAAUGAAUGGGAAGUUGAGGCAACCACGACGGCGGUCACAAUUUAAGUGCGCUGUAUGGUGAAUGUCUCAAGCGCAGUACGUGAGGUAAAAGCUAAAUUAUUAUCAUAUUAAACAAUGCAUUUAACUAGGCAUUAGAAGCCGAUUCUUGUGCUCGCGAUAGCCGAAUUCUAUCUUCUCUACUAUGGGUUCAUUGAAUAUUUAAUGGCUAAUUACUGUCGAAUAGUAACUUUACUAUUGAUACAGCUGUAUCUCUCACCUGUAUAAACGGGUAUCCGGUCGUAUCGGUUUAUCGUUCUCAAGCUUAAUUUCAACCAAACAGGAUGACACCUUUACACCAAUCUGGUGUCUUCCAAGUGUAAUCAUUUAAUUGCAGUCAGGUGCUGCUGGUUUUAGCAGAAACCUCACUGGUUAAACUGUGUGCUGGAUCGGUUGAAACCAAAACUAGGACCCACAGUGGCCCUUGAUAACCGGUUGGAGACAUUUUUGGGGAAGCUGAACUUCCCUUACAGCAGCGGUGUCCAAACUAUUCCACAUUGGGCCGCAGUGGGUGCUGGAUUUCUUUCCAACAAUACAAGAUGACACCUUUUCACCAAUCUGGUGUCUUACAAGUGUAAUCAGUUGAUUGCAGUCAGGUGCUGCAGGUCAAACUGUCUGUGCUCAAUUUAUAGGAACAAAAUCCAGGACCCACAGCGGCCCUGAGGACCGGUUUCGACACCCGUGCCUUACAGUCUUGCAGCAAUCGCCACUGAUCUGUGUGGGUCUUAAAGACUGAUUUUUGCUCACUCUUUGAUAAGGUUCAAUCAUUUAAUCAGUGUGGGAGAAUCGUGAUGGGGGACUCCAAAGAUCAUUCAUUUGUUCUACAGGAGCCCUGAUAGAGAAGCAAAAUACAUACGGCAAAUAGCAGAACGCGGGAAGUCCCGUCCGAAUUGAGGAGGCAACGUGACGAUCCCGUGAAGGCUGGUGUUGGGCACAGAGCAUAGCAUGGAGAGCGACCACAGCGCGAAGACCACCCUCUUGACGUGAGCAGACGUGCUCACGUACUUGACCUUGAGGGGAUGCGCCACGGCCAAAUAGCGCUCCACGCUGAGAGCCGUGACGUUGAGGACUGAGGCGAAGCACACCGUCUCGAACAGGAAGGUUUUGAAGUAGCAACCGCCUUCCCCGAACAGGAAAGGGUAAUUCUGCCACAUCUCGUAGAGUUCCAGCGGCAUGCCCAAAAGCAGCACCAGGAGGUCGGACGCGGCCAGGCUCAAAAGGUAGUAGUUGGUGGGCGUCUGCAUCACCUUGUAGCGCAGGAUGACCGCGCAGGUGAGGGAAUUGCCCAGGACUCCCACCAGGAAGAUGCUCAGGUAGGUAACGCAGACCGGAAGGAACACCGGGGACCUCGGGGGCCCCAGUUUCAUCAACAUGUAGUCGUCCUCGCUCAAGCAGAUUUCAUCCAGGUCGUUCCCCGGGAACCGCGACGCGUUCGUCCAGAUGCACCGCAGAGCGUGAUCGGGGCAGCCGGCGUCGACCGAGGCGUUCGCUGUGGUAGGACUCGCACGGGAGCAGUUGAGUUCCGGCAUCGUGACUCCUGACUGGGUCGGUUCUAAUGAGGGGGAAAAUGACAAAUGAGUGUCAAAAUGAGACAUUCCAGAAUGUUGAAAAAUGAAGCCUUGAGUUUUCUGAUUUUCUCCUACAUAUUCAUCUACAUAUACUUUGGGGCAAA
This is a messenger RNA of Corythoichthys intestinalis (scribbled pipefish), 13057 nucleotides long. RefSeq names its product CPD photolyase (gene cpdp). Gene Ontology annotation, biological process: photoreactive repair. The transcript is spliced from 10 exons. The record is from RefSeq and is a predicted model, not a curated record. Gene Ontology annotation, molecular function: deoxyribodipyrimidine photo-lyase activity. Bases 196 to 1968 code for a protein of 590 amino acids. NCBI's taxonomy places the organism in Eukaryota, Metazoa, Chordata, Actinopteri, Syngnathiformes, Syngnathidae.